Molecule: messenger RNA, 2711 nt
Organism: Oldenlandia corymbosa var. corymbosa
Lineage: Eukaryota; Viridiplantae; Streptophyta; Magnoliopsida; Gentianales; Rubiaceae
Source: the annotation of a GenBank genome assembly
CUUCCUUCCCCCAACUUUCAAAACCGUCAUUCUGGAGCAGAAAAAUUAAAUAAAAAGAAAAAAAAUAAUAAUAAUAAUUCCCAGAGGAAGGAACUCUCUGGGGUUGCUGUGAUCCCUUCUCUCCAGGUAAAAUUUGUUUCCCAUUCUUCUCUGUGUUUUCAGAUAAACAAUCCGAUUGUGUCUGUUCUUGCUUGGUAUGUCAUUGAUUUGGGAUUUUUCUUUUUCAAACAUUUAUUUUCUUUUUAUAUGCUCUUUGCUGCUUCCAAUUGGAAGUUAAAAAUGUUCUGUGUUCCCCAUUUAUAAGCUCAAUGGAGGAAAGAAGUUGGUGUUUCUGGACUGUUUUAAGGCCUGCAUGUUGUAGGAAUUUGAUCGAAGGUUUGAGUUCUUGAUGGAUAUCAGGAUAUGGGUUGGGGGAAAUUAGGUGAUGAUUAAUUGUUUAAAAAUGAAAAGUGAAUGCGAGAAAAGAUUAGUUUGGAAUUCGUUGAAGCAAGUGUCUUUGAAACUUUUUAAUCUUUGUUGCUCAAAUAAGGGAAUCCCAGAAAAAGUCCUGUCUAAUUAUGAGUUAUCUGCUGAUUCUUUUUUAAAGGUAUAUUCUUUUGUACAAAUGCUUCUUAGAUUUUGUGCCCGAAUGCUUGAAGUAAAUGGGAAGCCUACUUGAUUUGGGAUGUUAAGUUUUAGUUAUUUUUUUCUGAAUUGGUAAAAAUUUAUCAAUGGGGGAUCCAAGCAGGAACUAAAUUUGUAUGGUGUUAUUGUUUGAUAUCAGAUAAAACUCGGGGAGGUUUCUGUUUUUUAAAGGCCUGGAACUUCAUUGUCCCUUCUUUAUAAGUUCUCAUCUCUUUCUUUCUUUCUUUCUUUUUCGUUUUAUUUUUUAUUUUUUUUAUGUUUUUAGGGUCCUUGUUCCUGUUCAUAAGGCCCAUAAUUUGUUCCAGUUGCCAGGUUUCUGGCUGCAACCUGAGAGACUUUAUCUGAACUUGCAUGCUCUUGGUGGCAAUCAGUCAACGGACUUGACUGAUUGCCAGCAGAGCUUAUGACUACCCAAACGGCAUUGAAACCUAGUAAUUUCUUAGAAGGUGUGCAUGGCGUACAUCUGGCUCCUCAUUCACCAUUUAUGUUGGAAGAGAUGAAACAUGGGGAUCUACUGCAAUCAACCUGUGAAAGUUUCUCUUUUGGGACUCGCCAACGUCUAACUGUGCAGCGAGCAUGGCAGCAGAGACCACCUUGUCUUAGACCCAUCCAUUCCUGUGGUUCUGGUGACAAGACUGUUGUAGAGACCAUAGCCAAUGUGCUCACUUCACUUCCUUUUAUUGCUCUUGGAGUCCAGGCCCCAAGGAAAAACCUUAACUGCAAACUCUAUGCUAAUUCAUUAAUUGGAGUGGGAAUCGCCUCCAGUUUGUACCAUUGUUCUAGAGGAAAAUUGAGGAAGUAUUUGAGAUGGGCUGAUUACACGAUGAUAGCCACAGCAACAGUGUGUCUGACAAGGGCUCUUCGUAAUGAGAAUCCCAAGUUGUUGAUGGCGGCCUCUGCUGUCUUCCUGCCCAUCCAGCCUCUGAUGGUUUCUGCUGUUCAUACUGGAAUGAUGGAGGUAAUGCAUCUUCAUUGUAUGUUUGAAGUAAUAAUUUGAUCCAUGUGUUUUAGUGUUUACUUCAAUCUACGCUUCUUUUCUUUUUUUUUUUUUUGCUUUUUUAAUGUGCUCAACUGCUUAUGGCACUGACAAUAAUGUUAAAAUUUUGUUACUUGGGUUUGAAGGGCAGGGUAGCGUGAAGGAAAUAUUACCCGUAUUGUUGUCGACUUAUCUUAUAGUUCCACGUGAACUGGAGUUAUUUUUCUUCACAGUCAGCUUUUAGUGUCAUUUGUCAGGAUUGAGCAUAAGAGAAUUACUUGUACUCUUUAUGUAUGUCUGAAUGAAUCCAUGAACAAGUUCGCUCGUUUUUUGACUACAUUUCCUAUUCUUGGUUGUGUUUGCCCCCAGUGACCAAAUCUCGUUAUCUACAUUCUGGAUUUGCUGAAGGAAAAUUUCUGCUUUUCGUAUUUUCCUGAACAUUCAGGUUUCUUUUGCAAAAAGAGCAUUUGAAGAACCAGAACUAAGGAUGGCACACAAUGUGCAUAAGAUGUCAUCAAUUUUAGGUGGCGCUCUGUUCAUUGCGGAUGAUGUAUUCCCUGAGACUCCCUUUCUUCAUGCCGGUUGGCACUUAGCUGCUGCAAUUGGUGUCAGCACUUGCAACAAGCUCCUAGAGUGACUCCAAAUCACCUACAUUAAUUUGUCGAAAAUGCUGCAAUUCCUCAUAUAUAUGUGUGCGCCAAGAGAGCUCAUUUACCGGUGAGCCAGCUCCAUUAUUCAACCCACAUUGGGUUUCCCUUCAUUCUGUUCAGCUUAUCUGUAAGAUAUGUAUUAGAUCAGAAUCAGAUAAGAGUUAGAUAAGGCAUUCAUGGCCUCUGUGUUAGGCACUGUAUUGUAAACCAACGGCAAUUGUCGUUGCCAUGUACUAUAUAUAUAUCUAUAAGGGGCAAAGUGCCAAGGACAGCCCCCCUCAUUUGAUUUUCCGAACUCUAGUUUAUUCUUCCGUUUAUAAAAUCAGCUUUAUUUAUUUAAGCUAUGAUAAGUUCAACAAAGCGGACUAUUAAUGUGAAGCAGACGGAGAAAUGCUACUCGAAACGCGGUACUUCCCCAUGGGGCCAUUCAGACGGCAGAAAGUCAAGAAGGAAGGAGGGGG